GCCUUAGUUUACCGCAGACGUGUGCACUACACACAAAACCCGCCAACGUCUCAGAAUAUGAAAGUGUACACAGGACCCCCACGAGCGAGUCCGCUACUUCGCCACGGCCGACGUGCAGACGUAGUCCGCCGCGAAGGCCGCGAGCGCGGGCUGGCCCACGCGCGCGGCGAAGUCGCCGAAGGCCUCGCUCUCGUCGAGGCGCUCGUCGCGCCACAUGGCGAAGAGCGGCUCGAGGGAGUGCUCGAUCGUCUUGGUCUUGCAGCGCUCCUUGUACUCGAAGCCGACGCGCGUCAGCACGGGGCUGCCGCCGACGUAGAGCUGGUACGAGGCCUUGCCGUCGCCCACGAAGCCGAGCUCGGCCAUGUAGGGCCGCCCGCAGCCGUUCGGGCAGCCCGUCAUGCGCAUCAUGACCUCCUCGUCGAGGAGGCCGAGGUGGUCCAUGACGGCGCGGACGCGCGUGAUCAUCGUGGGCAUGAGCCGCUCCGCCUCGGUCACGGCGAGGCCGCAGAGCGGCAGCGCGGGGCAGGCCAUGGACAGCCGCGUCAGCGGGUCGACGGCCUCGAUCGGCAGGAUGCGGUGCUCGGCCAUGAGCCGCUCCACCGUGGCGCGGUGGUCCGGCGCGACGUUCGUCACGACGAUGGACUGCGUCGGGCUCAGGAUGAAGUCGGCGCCGACCUCGGUCACGCAGGCCCGCAGGAAGGACCGCCACUGCGGCCCGCCGUCAGCGUAGUCGCGCACGCGGCCCUGCUCGCAGUUGAUGCCCACGAACAGCGUGCCGUCGCCGGCCGCGUGCCAGCCCAUCCAGUCGCUGUAGCGCCACUCCUUGAGCUCGGCGACGGGCGCGAUGGGUCUGCCGAGGUAGCUCUCGACGAGCGCGCGGAACGCGUCCUGGCCGAGCGUGUGCACGAGGUACUUGAGGCGCGCGUUCGCGCGCACCUCGCGGUUGCCGUGGUCGCGCUGGGCGGCCACGACGGCCUUGAGCGCGGGCACGAGCUCCUCGUCCGUGAAGAAGCCGAGCGGCGACGCCGCGCGCGCGAACGUCGUCUCCUUGCCGUGCGUCCGGCCGAGGCCGCCGCCGACGUAGACGUUCGCGCCGGAGAGGUCCUCCUUGACGACGACGCCGAUGUCGUUGAUGAAGACGUCGAUGGAGUUGUCGCCCUCGACCGUCACGCCGAUCUUGAACUUGCGCGGCAGGUAGAUGUCCCCGUAGAUGGGCUCCACCGGGUGGUCGAGCACGACGCCGCGCCCGUCCGGCGCGCGCAUCCACUCCUGCAUCUUCGCGUCGACGCGCAGCUCGUCCGCCUUCGCGAAGUUCUCGACCGUCGGCGUGCCGCCGCCCGUCACCGCGUCGACGAGGUGCCGCUUCCAGUACUGCACCGACGCGAGCUUGUCGCCGUCGCACCAGAUCUCGCUGAAGGCCUCCGUCUGCGGCACGAAGAGCUCCGCGCAGAUCGCCGCGACGGCGCCCGCGCGGCGGUAGGCCGGCGGCGCGCCCUCGACCAUGGGCACGGGCGGCGCCAUGACGUUCCGGUUGAUGUCGCCGCAGCCGCCGAUCGUCGUCGAGCCCGCGUCCAUGAUCGUGCGGAUCACGUGCUUCAGGUUCGCCUUGGAGAUGCCGUGGAUCUGGAAGGCCUGGCGCGUCGUCAUGCGCAGGUCCCGCUGGCCGAAGCGCUCGCAGAGGUCGUCGAGCACGAGGUAGAGCGGGCCGGGGCACUCGCCCGAGGGCACCUUGAGGCGGAGCAUGAACUGCCAGGCCUUCUCGGCGCCCUUCUUGCGCUUCUCGCGGUCGUCCUGCUGGUAGCUCCCGUGGAACUUGAGCAGGUUGUACGAGUCGUGGCUGAUCGAGAUCGUCUCCAUGUCGGCCAGGUCCUCGACCAGCGGGUGCCGCAGGUAGUCGCUCUCGAGCUUCAUCUGGUUCACGCCGUCGAGGCCCUGGACGCGCAGCCCCGGGAGGCCCACGAAGCCCGUCUUGUCGCUCACGUCGGGCCGCGCCCUCUCGAGGACCAUGGUCAGGGGCCGCGGGCCGCGCCGCGGGCGCGCUGCGGGCGCGCGGUAGCCCGCGGCGCCCGCGUAGAAGAGGGCCACGAGGAACGCGCGCAUCGUCGUGGUGGUUACACGCCGGGCACACGCUGGCGGCGCGCGAAGGUUCGCGCGGGCUCUUCGCCCGCCCGCUGGGACGGAGGUGGUUCCGUGAGCACUGCGGCUCUUUUAGGUCGUGUGCAGCGCGCCUCGGGCGGAAGCAAGCGCCUCGCCGCCGGGCGCCGCCACUGC
This is a messenger RNA of Pelagomonas calceolata, 2271 nucleotides long. The record is from the annotation of a GenBank genome assembly. Lineage: Eukaryota; Pelagophyceae; Pelagomonadales; Pelagomonadaceae.